Messenger RNA from Phaedon cochleariae (mustard beetle), 1269 nucleotides. The record is from the annotation of a GenBank genome assembly. Lineage: Eukaryota; Metazoa; Arthropoda; Insecta; Coleoptera; Chrysomelidae.
AUUUAGUUAACAAAAUCAGAGAUAGGUGGCCCCAGCAGUAUGACAUUUCCGAACUAUUAAAAAAGUAGCCGAAAAUUUUAUUUUGAUCAUUUUGAUGAUGCAAUAAUGAAUCAAUGAAUGGAAUUCAAUGAAGUUUGCCAAAAAUGCAUAAUGCAAUGAAUUCUACAAGAUCAAUUAGAUUACUAAUGAGACCACCAUUGGUGGGCUUGACCAAACAAAAUGGAUUUAAAAUAUGUUGUACAUCCAAGAAUUCGAAUUUUGUCUUGCCAAUUCUUCCUAAUAACACUCAAGUUAACUUUGUUUCAUCUUUUGAAGUCAAACCCAAGCAGAAUGAGGAUAGUUUAGUGAGAAAAAUCUUGUUGAAAAUCCCAUUUCUGAACAUACGAAAAAUGCAAAUAAAGGCUGCUGCUUUCAUAUUAUAUGAACAAAUUGUUGAUGAUUUCAAUUAUGUCCAGUUCAUUGAGGAAUAUGACUUACCAGACACAUUUUAUUCUUGGUUUGUGAUAACUGAAUUAUACAUUUGGAUGCUCUCAGUGAGAGCUAUGGCUGAAGGGAAAGAGGGAGAGGUUCUCCGAAAUGCUGUUGUAGAAGCUCUAUGGAUUGAUGUAAUGCAGAGAGUUAAAAAACUUGGGGCUGGUAACCCUUCUGGUAUGAAAAAAGAGGUAAUGGAUUUAUCAGAACAAUUACAAGCAACAUUGAUAUCAUAUGAUGAGGGAGUCCUAUCAGAUGAUAUUGUAAUGGCAGGUGCUAUAUGGAGAAGAUUUUAUCAAAUGCAGGAUGUGCAUGUACAUAAUCUAGAAAAAAUUGUGAAAUACAUCAGAAAACAGAUAGCUUUGCUAGACAGAGUUCCUUUAGAUCAAAUAUUACAAGAGAAGAGAAUAUUGUGGUUACCAAUUAUUAAAGAGCCAUGAAAUAAGUAUUUGUACAUGGGCCAAGAUAUGAACAAACUGUUCAUUUUGUUCAGAUUUCAACAGUUCAUCACUUAAAAAUUUGAGCUGUUCUGAUAAAUAUGCUGUAUUGUACAGAAGCCACCUGAAAGAAAUUUUUAGAUUGUGAAGUGUUGUAUUUGUAUCUAAUGAGUGAUAGCUAUUAGUGUCUUCUUGAAAAUAGGAUAAGUAUAUCAUUAUUGUGUUAUCAACAUGUUGAUAUGUAAUAUGUGCUUUUAAUACACUACUCAGGAACUGAACAUUCAUUAAAAACAAUAGCAAUUUUCAAGACGCAUUUUUUGAUAAAAUAACAUUUUCGGUUCAUGCUCAUUUAUUUUUUUUU